AUGAAUAUGUUGGAUGAUGAAGAUGACCAAAGCUUUCACGCUACGCGUGACGGCUACUCCCAUUUGAGCGAUGUCGAAUGGGAUGCGGUUGAACGAAUGGGUUCGACCAUGGGCAUCCAUGCUGUUAGCGUCAUGCUAGAGGCUCUCAAUAGAGAUGCCCAACAUGCUACUAUCGCCAAGUUCAUUCAAAAUGAACUUGACGCAGAACGCGAGAAAGUAGCCUUGCUUCACCAACAAGGUUCUCAACAAGCAGAGUUGUUGAGAGAACAAGGUGCUCAACAGUUUGAACUGUUGAGACAGCAGCAGGCUGCUGCUGGCGGGUCGAUGCACUCGCGUCGGCCCGAGACUUUGAAGAUUGACAUCUCAAAGGCGCGUCGCAUCGACGACGGGGAUAUGCAAGUUGCAUUUGCCCAGUCAAAUCUGGCAGGACGUGCCAAGACUUGGGCACUGGGGCUCAAGCUGCACGACCCAUAUGCGUUUGGGUCGUUGGAAGUCUUCAAGUCGCGGCUCAGACAAACGUUUGAACCGCCUAGAGCUGAGUUCAGAGCUCGAACCGAACUCUUGAAGCUCAAGCAGGGUAAGCGUGAUGUGCACGCUUACGCUCAACAUAUACGACAUCUCACGAGUUGUAUAAGUUUCAAUCCGGUGGAUGAACACACGUUGGUUUCGGUGUUCAUGCAGGGUCUUGCGGAUGGUCCCGUCAAGACUCACCUGUUCCGGCUUGAACUAGAUUCACUAGAACAAGCCAUUUCCAUUGCGGAGCAGGAAGACUUCAGUCUGAGACAGGCUCGCGCCAGCUCGACAUCAUAUCGUCAACCGAGACGAUAUGACAACGGAGGUCCAGAGCCGAUGGAACUCUGUUAUGUAGAGAGCGAGAAGGCUCGCUCUACAGGCUACAAGAAGUUGCAGAGAUGCAACAGAUGUCAAAAGACAGGACACUACGCUUACGAGUGUAGUGCCCCUCGUCCAGUGUCUCGCGACACUGGGCGUAGUGACCGUCCACCCAUGAGAAAGGGGCAGGGACGAGGGUCCGCAGUUGGUGCAAAGACGCAACAACGGGAUGGACCGUCAAAAAACGGACAGGAUCAGUUGCUCACUGAUGCGCAGUUGCGGGGGCCGGGCGGGCUGGAGGUCCACGAAGCCGAGCUUUUAGCUGUUGAAGAUCUGGCCAAACCGUUUAGUAGCCCUGAUGAAAUGCGGCAAAUGGCGCAGCGACGACUGAUUGUGCAGCAAUCAGCCGAUGCAGCGGCACAAGCUGCGGUGACUCCGGCGGUACCGGUCGCCACUUCCAGUCCACCGCCGGCCGCCGAGCCCCAGCCAACAGGGGGUCGUCGGCCUUGGCCCCCAGUUCAGCCUUCCCCGCCUCAGCUGAACGACAGCAACGGGAGUUAUCUCGUUCUCCAGGAGGAUGAUAGGGCAGAGGAGGGUCCGUCUUCCCCAUUUGAAGGCAGUGUCGCCUCUGCACCUCCGCAGCCUGGGACGGGAGGCUCCUCGACUCCUGCUUUUUCGGCACGGCUGUCCCACUCUCGGCUUCUGCCGGAGGAUCAGGCCCGGAAACAAGCAUCCGGUAUCCGGGGCCCGGCGGUAGUUACCGCGGGUCCGGCUCUCCUGACCCAGCAGCGACGGGAACGUCUGACUUGCGAAAAGCUUUUAAAGCUGCUGCCGGAUCGGCAAUGUCACUCGAUACCCAUGGAUCCUAAGCCGCCAGCGGAACCCAUCCACAUGGGCGAGCUUGUGAGUAUUCUUGGACUUCGGGAAAUUAACACCCCAGCGAACGGCAAUUGUUUGGCGAUAGCUCUUGCUCAAGCGGUGGCUGAGUCUGCCUUGACCGCCCCUGCCAAGGACCAGGAGCUUCUCACGGCUUGCAUUAAACGAGGUAUCACGUGUACAGGACUCUUGAACUUGGAGGAUCAGCUCCCUCACGACUUGCGGAUGCAGGCACUUAAGAACGUGGGCCGUGGGUGGGCGUCGAUGACGCGCACAGAGUCGGCUUCUCAAUUCCGCUGGUUUUUGACGGACUUUGCGGCCACCCCAUCGGGGCGAACUUCGCAUGUGCCUACGGACUGUUGGGGGGGGCAGUGA
This is a messenger RNA of Peronospora matthiolae, 2082 nucleotides long. The record is from the annotation of a GenBank genome assembly. Lineage: Eukaryota; Oomycota; Peronosporomycetes; Peronosporales; Peronosporaceae.